GACUGGGAACUGGAGGCAAGCAUUGAGCAUUUUGAGAGAGGUGCACACCCAAAGGCUGGGUGAUGUCGUCUCUUAUAAUGCCAGCAUCAGCGUUUGUGAAGCUGCAGCAGAAUGGCAACGGGCAUUGACGAUGGUAUUUGAUCUCGAGAUGAAGCUGCUGUCUCCAAAUGUGAUUACCUAUGGGGCGCUUCUGAGCGCUUGUCAACAAGCCAGCCGCUGGGAGGAAUCUCUUUUCUUGUUGAGCGAAAUUGAGGUCCAUGCUGUGAAAGCCAAUGUGAUUACUUACAAUGCAACCAUUAGUGCUUGUGGCCAAGCGGCAAAAUAUGAACAUGCAUUGGCCUUGCUGAACGAGACUGCCACGCGCUCCAUAGAAACCACAAUUAUCACCUACAAUGCAGUGUUGAGUGCUCUGGAAAAAGCUGAGGAAUGGCAGAUGGCAAUCUUUGUGUUGAGUUGUAUCGAAAGCUGGCGUUUGGCCAUCGGCUUGUUUGGUGAACUCCACGAUUACCGUUUGGAAGCCAACCUCAUUCUGUACAAUGCAGUUUUGAGCGCCUGUGAAAAAGCAGAGAAAUGGCAGCGGGUCCUACUUCUCUUCAGUGAAGCGACGGAGAAAUUGGGGGCGAAUGUCGUGACGUACACAGCAGCCAUAAGCGCAUGUGAGAGAAGCAAGCAUUGGCAACAUGCACUUGACCUCUUUUAUCAGAUGAAGACCUUCACUUUGAGACCGAAUGCCGUGACCUGUGCCGCUGCGCUUGGUGCUGUCUCACUGAUGAGAAGAGUGGGCCAUUCAAUGUACAGUAAGCUCUACAAUUUUCUUGUCAAAGAUUUGCCAUCACUUUGCUACAAGAUCAACGUCCCACCAACAGUCCCACUGCGUAAAGAAGACGGAGGCUGCGCCCACCAAAAAAACGCCCAGCACAACAGAGCCGCUGCGAAGAUGCAAUCAGGCGAUCACUGCAUGCAGAAGAAGCCAGGAUUGGCAAAAGGCCCUGUGUCUGUUGUCAUCAACGACCAGGCCAAUUUGAUUCUUUACAGCACCAACAUCAAUGCAUGUGGGAAGGCUGCACUUUGGCAGCGCGCAACAUGUUUCCUGGGAGAACUGGACCAGAAGUCUUUGGAACCCAAUGUGGUCACCACUAGCGCAGCCAUCAGUGCCUUUGAAAAGGCUGCCCUUGAGCUGGAAGAUGCGUCAAAGGCCUGGCAGUGGGCUUUGCAGCUCUCUAGCGAGACGGAAGUGGACUUAGUUAGUUGUAACGCGGCGAUGAGUGCGGCAACGAAGACCCGACGAUGGCGAGUGGCAGUUGCCAUUCUGCAGGACCUCCAAAAGAGCCACUUGGAGCCAUCCGAAGUGACCUGCAGCGCAUCACUUGGUGCUUGCACAUGGCCAGAGGCUGUGAAUUUACUGACACAUUUUGCAAUCAACCACUUGAAGAUCAAUGCGAUUGGCUACAGCACAGCCCUGAGCUCUUGCGAGGAUUGGCGCUGGGGGACGCAACUCUUCCAAGAGAUCCAGUUGAGGCGUCAGCUGCCCACGCUGAUCAGCUACAACGCCCUGAUCAGCGCCGUUGGUGUUCAGCUGGCUUUGGACCUUUUGGAGGAGCUUCAAGGUAUCAUGCUUGAGCCGGACAUCGUGACCUUCAAUGCCGCCAUCAGUGCAUGUGAGAAAUCCAAUCAAUGGAAGGAGGCCUUGGCGCUGGUGAGCGAGGCUCAACGGCAAGGGAUUUCCUGUGAUGUCAUCACUUUUAAUGCGGCAAUCAGUGCUUGUGGAAGGUGCCAAAAGCUUCAAGAGGCCAUAAACUUUUUGGGAGCCAUGGAGCAGCAAACGAUUCAGCCCACGGUUGUUAGUUUCAAUUCAGUGAUCUCGGCUGCAUCAUGGCCGGUGGCUAUGAUGCUUUUGGCAGUCAUGGAAGAGAAGACAGUGCAGGCAGAUCUGAUCACUUACAACACAGCAAUCGGUGCCUGUGAGAAAGACUCUUGCUGGCAAGGUGCCUUGCAUUUGCUGAGGCAACUGAGGCAACUGGCGAAUGUUUCUGCGGACCUUAUUUCGUACAACACUGCUCUUGCUGCUGCCAAAAAGAACUGGACAGUCGCUCUGGCAUUGCUCAGUGAAGUCCAUUUUCUGAGGCUUGAAUUGGAUCCGAUUACUUCCAACACAGCGAUCCGAGCGUGUCAGGCUUUCAGACGCUGGGUAGAAGCAAUUGCUUUGCUGGAAGCGGCGAGAGCAUGGAAUGCCGUCAACGUGGUGACUUUUUCCGAAGUCAUUUCCAACUGUGAGCAAGGCGGUGCGCACCAGCAGACACUAGUUUUGCUGAAUCAGAUGGAAAGACUGACAGCGUUGAAAGCCAAGAAAAGGAGCAACUUGCAGGCGUGUGGGGGUUAA
Molecule: messenger RNA, 2380 nt
Organism: Cladocopium goreaui
Lineage: Eukaryota; Dinophyceae; Suessiales; Symbiodiniaceae
Source: the annotation of a GenBank genome assembly